This is a messenger RNA of Austrofundulus limnaeus, 3395 nucleotides long. RefSeq names its product solute carrier family 8 member B1 (gene slc8b1). The transcript has 16 exons. The coding region runs from base 220 to 1968 and encodes 582 amino acids. The record is from RefSeq and is a predicted model, not a curated record. Lineage: Eukaryota; Metazoa; Chordata; Actinopteri; Cyprinodontiformes; Rivulidae. Gene Ontology annotation, molecular function: calcium:sodium antiporter activity. Gene Ontology annotation, biological process: calcium export from the mitochondrion; intracellular calcium ion homeostasis. Gene Ontology annotation, cellular component: membrane.
CUCAGUCCGGCUGCUAACAGUGGGCGGAGCCUCAGAGGUAAACUCUCUGGGCACGAACCCGAUGUCGGUGUGAAAAACAGUCAAGAGUAGCUGUCAGCGGAACAUCUAUGACGUUGUUGACUUUAGAUUAUUUCUCGUAUCGUUUUUGGCUUGAGUAAAGCUGCCAGGUCCACUAUAACGCAGCGUCGGGAUGGACGUGGCUCCAGGAUAAAGUGAAUCAUGGCUUUUAUUAGUGUUUUCCUGACCGUUUUGCUGGCGGUGCUGUGCAGCCAGCGAGCUGCCGCCGCCGCCGCCAGCUCCCAGACCUACAGCAACCGAACGGACUCUUUGACCAUCAUGUCGGUGAACAACAACGAUGAGUGUGACCUCGUGAUGAACUACAACAUCACGGACCGCUGCGCGUUCGUGAAGAGGACGCCUGACUGCGACAUGGAGGACGGCUUCAUCAACUACCUGGAUCUGGCCUUCUGCUUGCUGAAGCCCAGCCUGACUCCUCUCACCAUCACGCUCUGUAUUAUAUGGCUCUUCUUUCUGUUUGUCAUUCUCGGACUCGCAGCUUCUAAGUUUUUUUGUCCCAACCUGUCAGCCAUAUCUUCCAGUCUGCACCUCACCCACAACGUGGCCGGCGUGACCUUUCUCGCUCUGGGGAACGGCGCUCCUGACAUCUUCAGCGCCAUGGCGGCGUUCUCCCGUCCGCACACGGCUGGCCUGGCUGUCGGGGCCUUGUUUGGGGCUGGCAUAUUCGUCACCACGGUCGUGGCAGGGGGCGUGGCUCUGGUCAAACCGUUCACUGUGGCGUCCCGUCCGUUCCUGCGGGACGUCGUCUUCUACAUGUCGGCGGUGUUCUGGACUUUCCUGAUGCUCUUCAGAGGGACGACGACGGUGGCAGAAAUCCUGGGUUACGUGGCUCUAUACGGGAUUUAUGUUGUGACCGUUAUCAUCAGUGCUUACAUCUACAAUCGACAAAAGAACUCUGGGAAUUCAGACUCUUCAAGUGUUCCACAUACUCCAGACUUGAAUUCAUCUGACGACGACUCUGAWGACGAUGACUCUUCCUCCUGGACAGGCACUUCAGUCCAGCAGGAAUACGAGUACCGGCCACUCCUGCCCUACACCGCAUCCACGAGUCAGAUCCUGUUGAGCUCCUUGAAUCCGGUGGACAACAGGAAGUGGAGGAGGAACUCAAGGAGCUGGAAAGUCUUUAAAGUUAUGAAGGCUCCUCUGGAGGUGCUGCUGCUGCUCUGUGUCCCUGUGGUGGACCCCGACAAAGAAGACAAAAACUGGAGACGCCCGUUAAACUCCCUCCACCUGAUCACUGCUCCUCUGGCGUGUCUGCUCGUCUUCCAGUCUGGAGAAUAUGCAAAUAAAAUGAUCCAGGAUCAGUUUCCUCUCUGGCUGCUCAUUCUACUGCUGGGCCUGUUUCUGGCUGCUAUUGUUUUUUGCACAACCACCAACGACAAUCCUCCCAAAUAUCAUCCACUCUUUGCCCUCCUGGGCUUUGUGGUGAGUGCGGUGUUGAUCAGCGCAGCAGCCUCGGAGGUGGUCAGUCUUCUGCACAUGCUCGGUGUGGUGCUGAGUCUCAGCAACACGGUCCUGGGUCUGACUCUUUUGGCCUGGGGCAACAGCAUUGGAGACUGCUUCUCUGACAUCACCAUCGCUCGUCAGGGUUACCCGCGGAUGGCCAUUUCUGCCUGCUUUGGAGGAAUCAUCUUCAACAUGCUGAUAGGAGUGGGUCUGGGAUGUCUAAUGCAGAUGAUUAAAACAAAAGUUGAUGUUCGGUUUGCAACAGAAGGACUGCUGACGUGGAUCCUUGCWGGAGCCCUGGGUUUGUCCUUGGUCCUGUCUUUUGUCAUCAUUCCCCUGAAUCGGUUCCACCUGAGUAGGAAACAUGGGAUCUUUCUCCUCGUGUUCUACCUCAUCUUCCUCAUCAUCGCUCUUCUGGCCGAGUUUCACAUAAUCCACACCUGACCCGACCCCAGGACUUUCAGCCAGUCUGGAUAAUAAUCUCACACUGUGAUGAAUAUGAUCCGCACCUCUUAUUGCACUGUUCCAAGCAUUAAUGAUGCUUUGCUGCUUUCAGCAACCAUCCUGCAGUUAGCUGCUUUGACUGUGACGUGUUCAGAUGGCGUUGAAGACUUGUGCCACCUGUUUUACAGAUUUUUAACUCACAUUUGACGUACGAUCGUCAAACAUUUUGUCAGUUUGCUGCAAGGCCUGCUCAGUUCAUUACCAGUGUGUCCCGCAGUCUGCAUGGAUCUGAUCCUCACCUGUUUGUUUCGUGGCAUUUCCGGGACUCUGCUGAUGCUCGUCUGUUACCGGUUGUUGGUUUGGAUCAGUAGAGUUUAUCUUUGCGGUGGCGCUGGAGAGGUGCGCCUCCCUCRCCACUUCUGUUGGUUUUAUGGUGAAUGUCGCGUCGGUAAGCUAAUCGGGACUUUUAUUUGGAGGAACUUUUGUUUCACACCAACUUUGAGUUGGACUUCCUCUGCAUAACAGAAGCCUGGAUGUCUCAGUCAGUCCAGCACUUGGGCAGAAUUAUAUCCACUUGACUGUUUUUAAUUUCCUGCUGUUCUCAGGUUGUGCCGAAAGAUUAGCAUCCAUUUAAAAAUAUCUAACUUUAUAAACAGUUUUCCAUCCCUGUCUCUUACUCCAACUUUGAACUGAGCCUUUUUUAACUGGGUCAUUCUCCAAAGUAUUAAAAAUGACUUUUUAAGUGACUUUUGUUUGAAGUUAUGACAAAGUUUUAAUUACUGGAGGUUUUAAAAAUCAUGAUUGUUGUAUUGAGAAGCCUUUUGAGUUGGUGGACUCUUAACUCUCUAAAUGGUGCAACUCAGGAACAUUUGUAUGUUUAAGUCUCUCARCAGUUCGACCCUCUCUUGUACCUCUGAGCUGCUGCAGCCGUAUGUACCACAGCUCUCUGAGGUCAGCAGAUCAGAGCCUUCUCUGUUGUAGGCCCAAAACUCUGGRAUGGUUUUCCGCUGCAUGUCGGCGAGUCUUAAAAACUGCACUUUUCUUCCCUGGCCUUCGACCCAGUGUGAGGUGAUUUUAAUUUGUUUUUCGUCAUUCUAGUUCUCAUGGUUUUAGUUUUUACCUCUAUAUAUUGAUGUAAUUUACCCCGUCCUCUGCUUGUUUUAUUGUACAGCACUUUGUUUGGCUGUGUUGCUGUUUUGAAGUGCUUUAUAAAAAGAAAAAAAAAGUGGCAUAGUAUCUAUAGUCAAUGAGAAGCAGUUGUCUGCUCAGGGAGAACUGAAACAACCAAACUGUGCCUUUACUCAGCUUAUUCCCAUCACUGGAUCUGGACUGAGUCCAGACAACAAAUAAUGUAAAAAUGCAAUAAAAAAAUAUGAAUGUACUGUAAAUCCAAAAUGUCUGACUUUAAAUAAAGCUGCUUAUGAGAA